AUGGUAUCCGUUGGGAUUAGUGCAGUUUUAGCUGCUGCAGUUGGUGUAUAUCUGUAUUUUGGGGGUAGGAUAUCCAUAGCUAUCGUAAUUAUAGUGUCCUAUGCCGUUUUCUGCAGUGAACAAAAUAAACAGGUUGAAGACUCUGGGGAUAAGCCUAGCGAUGUGCCACCAGUGGUACAGAAACGAAAGGAGAAACAUGUGUGCGCCUGUAAAAGUGGUGGAGGUGGAGGUGGAGGCAGUUGCUGUUCAUCGAAGGGCGGUAAAUCUGGAGGAGGAAGUUGCUGCUCUUCGAAAGGCGCUAAAUCUGGUGAUUUAUCUGGCAAAAAGGUAUCAAUCGCAGAUGAGCUUGAGAUUGAGAGUUUAGGGGAGCAGAUAUCUGAGGAAAAUAAGAAGCAGCUGGAAGAGUUAACCAUUGAUUUCACCGAUAUGUUUACGAAGGAAAAAAAAUCAACUCCAAAGCCGCUUAGUUCAACUAAAUCCACUAAAAGAUUCACAAAAGGGAAGAGAACAUUGAAGAAGGAAGCAAAACAACAGACGGUAGAAUUUGCCAAUAUUGCUGAUGACGGUCUGAUAAAAAGCGCAUUCACAGUUUCCAAUGAGAAAUUAAUGAGUUCUGACAUUUAUGUUUUCUACAGCUCGUUGCAAGGUGCGUCAGUAAGUGCUGCUGAGAAAGUGGUCAAAGAACUGAGUAGUAUAAAAGAGUUGCAGAACUCCCCUACAUUGAUUAAUUUAGACGAGUUGGAUGAUGUAGACCAGUAUUUUCUCGACGUCCCCACAGAGCAGUCUUUCUAUAUCUUGGUCCUUCCCUCGUACGAUGUUGACUGCCCCUUGGAUUAUUUUUUACAGAUAUUGGAGGAAACGUACAAUGAUUUUCGUGUUGACAGAUAUCCAUUGCGCAAACUUGUCGGUUACACUGUUUUAGGGUUAGGUGAUAGGGAGUCGUAUCCGGAGAAGUUUUGCUACCAGGCGAAAAAGGCGGACUUCUGGUUAUCCAGACUUGGUGCUAGAAGAAUGUUCCCACUAGGUGAGAUAUGUGUUAAGUUUUCGGGACUUGAAAAGGUAGAUAAGUGGUCCCGAUUACUAGGGAAGAUGAUGUUGGAUGAUGAACCGAUUUUAUACGAAUAUGACGAAACUGUGGAUAAUUCGGAUGACGAGGAAGAGGAAGAUAACGGGAAUGUUAGCGAUGAAGGUGUUGUAGAUGUUGAAGAUCUGACAGGGAAAACUGACGAUGAUCUUGCAAAAAACUCUACGGAAGUAAAACAAAUGAUUGCAAAGAACAGCCCAACUUACAAAAAUCUGACCAAGCAGGGCUACAAAAUUGUUGGUUCUCAUUCUGGUGUGAAAGUUUGCAGGUGGACCAAAAAUGAACUAAGAGGCAAAGGUUCAUGUUACAAGAAAUCGUUGUUCAACAUUGCUUCAAGUAGGUGUAUGGAAUUGACUCCAUCUUUGGCAUGUUCUUCGAAAUGUGUGUUUUGUUGGAGGCAUGGUACCAACCCAGUAUCCAAGAAUUGGAGGUGGGAAACAGACGACCCUCAGUUUAUUCUUGAAAAUGCUUUGGAAGCUCAUUAUUCUAUGAUCAAGCAAAUGAGAGGUGUUCCUGGUAUCAUUGCAGACCGGUUUGCUAAAGCAUUCCAGGUGGCUCAUUGUGCUCUCUCGUUAGUCGGUGAACCAAUUUUGUACCCACACAUCACGAGGUUUAUUGAACUACUCCAUCAAAAACAUAUCACUAGUUUCCUUGUCUGUAACGCUCAGCAUCCAGAGUCUCUGAGAACGAUCGGGAAGGUAACUCAACUGUACGUAUCCAUUGAUGCACCAACGAAGGGAGAGCUACAGAAGGUUGAUAGACCCUUGUACAAAGACUUUUGGGAGCGGAUGAUGGAGUGUUUGGACAUUAUAAAGACCGUGCAAUCGCAUCAACGAACAGUCUAUAGACUAACCCUGGUGAAGGGGUUCAAUAUGGGGGACAUAAUAUCCUAUGCUGAUUUAGUGGAACGAGGGUUGCCGUGUUUCAUUGAGGUGAAGGGUGCCACUUUCAGUGGUACAGCGAAGGAUAGUGUGAAUGCGUUGACGAUGCAGAACAUUCCGUAUCUGGAAGAGUGUAAGAAAUUUGUGGAAAGUUUCGUUGCCUUAUUGCAAUCCCGUGGGUUAAAGUAUGAGAUAGCUGCAGAACACUCGCACUCCAAUUGCGUUUUGAUAGCACAUGAAAAGUUUAAAAUCGAUGGUGAAUGGCAUACGCAUAUUGACUUUGAUAAAUUCUUUGAGAAAUUGGAAAGUGGGGAGCCAUUCACAUAUAUGGAUUACUUAUCCAAGACGCCCGAGUGGGCACUUUACGGUAAUGGUGGGUUUGCACCUGGGAAUGUGAGAGUGAUCCGCAAGGAUAAGAAGUUGGAGAACAAACUACUGAGAGAGCAGCAGGCGGUGACUGCACAGGGUGUCACGUCCACCGCUUAG
Molecule: messenger RNA, 2451 nt
Organism: Huiozyma naganishii CBS 8797
Lineage: Eukaryota; Fungi; Ascomycota; Saccharomycetes; Saccharomycetales; Saccharomycetaceae
Gene: TYW1
Product: putative tRNA 4-demethylwyosine synthase
Exons: 1
Coding region: 1-2451 (816 amino acids)
Biological process (GO): wybutosine biosynthetic process
Molecular function (GO): FMN binding; 4 iron, 4 sulfur cluster binding; catalytic activity
Source: RefSeq, a predicted model, not a curated record